GCGAGAAGAAGACGGGGAAGAGAGAGAGACGCGCUGAGGGGAUGCCGGUGCGGAUGGCGGCCGCGGUGCCUCCCACGCAGAGCCUGCGCCUGGAGAACGCGUCCAUCCUGUCCGAGGGGGCCCUGCAGGAUGGGCAUCGCCUCUGGAUCGGAAACCUGGACCCCAAGAUCACGGAGUACCACCUCCUCAAGCUACUCCAGAAGUUCGGCAAGGUGAAGCAGUUUGAUUUCCUUUUCCACAAGUCGGGCGUGUUGGAGGGCCAGCCCAGAGGCUACUGCUUUGUGAACUUUGAGACCAAGCAGGAAGCCGAGCAAGCGAUCCAGUGCCUGAAUGGCAAGCUGGCCCUCUCCAAGAAGCUGGUGGUGCGGUGGGCCCACGCCCAGGUCAAGAGAUAUGAUCAGAAUAAGAAUGAAAAGAUCCUUCCCAUCAGCCUGGAGCCCUCAUCCAGCACGGAACCGACCCAGUCCAACCUGAGCGUCAGUACAAAGAUCAAAGCCAUCGAAGCCAAGCUGAAAAUGAUGGCCGAGAACCCGGACACUGAGCUCCCGCCGGCGCCACCGUACACCUACUUCAAGCCGCCUGACAAAAAACGGACUGCCCCGUACUCCAGAGCCGCCUGGAAGUCAAAGAGGUGACUCUGGGGCGCAAGGCAACGCCGUCCCCCGGCAUUCUUGUGUGAGUUUAUACAGUCCUCUAGGAAGAACAGUGCGCUGCCUUGGUCUUCAGGGGCUUCCCGGAGGGCUCCGUGCCGGCCUUCGGAAGGCUCGUAGCUUCUCUGGCGUCUCCUUCUGCACACGGGCGCGAAUCCACUCCGGAGGAAAUGAACUGCAAUGCCACCCCCAGGUCUGUAAAGAACGUCUCCAAACGCCAGUGGUUUUCCUUAGGACAUCCAGAAGCAUCUACCCCUGCCAGACCUAUCUCAGAAAUCCAAGGAGUGUGUGUGUGUGUGUGUGUUUUCACUGCUUAAGAAUUUCUCCUAGCCCCAAGGUAAGAGUUGCGCUGCAGUUCACAGUCUGCCUGAAAAACAUCUUUGACAAACAGCUCAAGCAGUGAAUCGAGUGGGCCUCAACCGCAACAGGACCUGCCAAAAAGCCAAAUGGUUCUUGUAGCUUGAACAUGGGGAACAAGCUUGAAUCCUGAAAUGGGUGGGAUGUCUGGGGGUGACGUUUCGCUGUGACUUCUUUGCCCAGUUGAACGCAUUUAGGCCUAUGCAUCAAUACAUUUUUUUAAAAAAACCCGAUUGUACAGGAAUAAAGUUAUCCCGGCUUUCAAAGUG
This is a messenger RNA of Elgaria multicarinata webbii, 1276 nucleotides long. RefSeq names its product RNA binding motif protein 18 (gene RBM18). The record is from RefSeq and is a predicted model, not a curated record. The transcript has 6 exons. Lineage: Eukaryota; Metazoa; Chordata; Lepidosauria; Squamata; Anguidae. Bases 42 to 635 code for a protein of 197 amino acids. Gene Ontology annotation, molecular function: RNA binding.